Diospyros lotus (date-plum) is the source of this 1112-nucleotide messenger RNA. Its product is annotated as RPM1 interacting protein 13-like. NCBI's taxonomy places the organism in Eukaryota, Viridiplantae, Streptophyta, Magnoliopsida, Ericales, Ebenaceae. The coding region runs from base 95 to 607 and encodes 170 amino acids. The transcript has 3 exons. The record is from RefSeq and is a predicted model, not a curated record.
GAUUUUGAAAUUCGGAUCAAUUUACUGUGGAAAAGAUCGAUCAAUUUAUCGACAUUGCCAGAGAGAAAGAGAGACAGAGAGAGAAUCAGAUGAGAUGGAGGAGAGUAAGUUGAAGGCGGAGGAGUUGCCCCAGGAUCAAGGGAAAGGCUGCGAAGUCAUCGAUCUGGUAUCUCCAUGUUCCCAGCCGGAGAGCCCAGGGAGUCCUCUGACCCCCAUAUUUUGCGUCAAGAAGAAGGAGAAUGUGAGAGAGAUUGAAGAUAGAGAAGACUGUUUCAUCCUCGAUUUCGACCCCUUCAAUGACUCGCCGGACGGAAUCUUUCGGCUCUCACCGUCUAAGGUUCAUAACACCGGCGAUGCGCCUGACCUCACCGUCAUCGCCGAAAGAGGCAAGGUGGCUUGUAGAGACUAUCCACAUUCAAGGCACCUCUGCUUGAAGAACCCGUUUGAUAAAACGCCUCAUGAAAGCUACUGCCAACUGUGCUACUGUUUUGUGUGUGAUGCGGCGGCUCCUUGCAAAGAUUGGACCGUUUCAGGCCACUGCAAUGCCAUUGACAACGAAAAAUGGAAGUCACUGAGGAGAUUAAUGAGAAACUUACGCAUAAAAUGAGAGCCGAACCAAUCCAGCUGUACAAGCCAUUCGUCUUCCCGAUCAUUGUCAUGUCUUUUGCCCAAGUUUUGUCAAUGAUUUAAUCUGACCAGUAAGUCUAAAUUAUUAAAUUUGUAGGGCAUUUAACUCUUGAGUGUUCAUGUGCUGGCUGGAGUUGAAACUACCGGUAGUUUGGUUGGGAUGCAGUUAAUUUUGGGUGGGCAAUUGAAAUUAACGAAUUAUUUGAGCCAUGGGAUGGAUGGUCUGUAAGUUUUUUGGGUGCAGAGGCUAUAAUAAUACGAUCAAAUCAAAUCAUGUUAAAAUUUUGCCUAAUUUGAGACUAAGAUUCUGUUCAUUAGUACUGUAAUUUAAGAUUAAGUUUUGUUUGUUACUAUUAUUAUUGUUUUAUAAAGUUGGAUUAUGAAUGGCAUUUAUUAUUUGUUUGAGUUAAAGUAAAUAUGGGAAUUAUGGUUCUCCAUUAGAGAUGAGUAUGGUGUUUAAAAUUUAUACUUCAUUGGACUACUAG